GGGUAAGCUCCACACAAAGUAGUUCCUCGCGGCUUACAGGAACGCGGGUAGUGUUUGUGCGAUCGAUCGAUCUUUCUCUGCUCAGAGAAGCUAGGGUCUUCGACGGGACGCUUGUGGCGCUUUCCCCAGCAGCGAUCAGCGAUUAUGGCUUUCGUGAUCAAGAUAAGAUACGAAGAGUCUCUGCGGAGGCUCACUGUUCCGGCAUCAUCAAACGGAGCUCCGGCGAUUUCUUUUGCGGAGCUUCACUCGAAAAUCUGUGACAGCUUUGGAAUCCCUACUGCUUCAAAGCUGGUGAUAACUUACGUCGACAAGGACAACGAUGUGAUUACUAUGGCGAAUGACCAGGAGUUGGAGGACGCUUGCGUGCUCCAGGGAAUAAAUCCUCUCAGGCUGGACGUCCGCCUGGAGGUUCCCCUUGGGAGCAGCUCCAGCAGCAGCGAAGGAGCGUUUGUUGGGGAUAUCAAACCAAUCUUGGAGGCGGCUCUCAAGGCGUUUGAUGCCGAGACGCUCAAGGAAGCUGUGCAUCCCUUCCUCAAGCCCCACAUGGUGACGGUGGCGGACCUUAUGCGAGGUCUUUCCGGAAAGAUCCGCGCUGAGUCGUCGACCACCACCUCUGCUGCCGAGAAGUCUGCUGCUGCGCCUGAUGCUGUGCCUCCUCCGGCUGGUGAUCGUAGCGAAGCUCCUCGUUCUGGAAUGGAGAACGUCUUCCACCAGAACGUCCAGUGUGAUGGCUGUGGCACGUCACCAAUUGUUGGUCCACGCUUCAAGUCGACCAGCAAGCACGACUAUGAUUUGUGCGUGACUUGUUUCAACAACCUGCCGAAAGGCGGUCAGCUGGAUUAUACUCGCUACGACAAACCAAUUCAUCGUCAUCACUACGUUCCUCCCGGGCGAGUGCAGGGAAGAUGCCCAGCUGCGUUUGGGCCGAACCGCUGCCGCUCUGCAUGGGGACGUGCGGGUGACUAUCAUCGUCACUCGGAAACAGAGUUUGCUCCAAGACCAUUCUCUCCGUUCUCUCCGUUUGGCCGUCCGAUGGAUGUGGCGUACGCCAAACCGGAUGGCCGCUUCGUCUGCGACGUCAGUAUCCCUGACGGGACUGAAGUUAGCCCCCAUACUCGCUUUGUGAAGAUAUGGAGGCUUCGUAACAGCGGCAAAGUUGCCUGGGCACCCGACACUAGACUGGUGCGUGUAGGCGGCGACGAGAUGGGAACAGUGUCGGCUGUGUCGCUGCAGACCGAAGGUGCUAGCGUUCUUCCAGAUGCCGAAGUUGAGGUAGCGGUUGAUCUCGUUGCCCCGGCUCGAGCAGGACGAUAUGCAUCGUACUGGAGGCUUGUAACACCUUACGGUGUUAAGUUUGGACACAGAGUUUGGGCACUGAUCCAGGUCACGCCUAACGCGUCUGAGAGCGAUGUCGAGGUGAAGGCCGAAAAGCCUGCUGGGGAGGAGAGUCCUGUCGUCGUGGUAGACUUCGAUGACGAAGCGACGAGCGUGGAGGUGGAAGUGAUGGUGGGCGAGGCUGUGCCGAGUGAGAAGAGCUUUGAAGGCGAGGACUUCAAGGCGGAUGAAGUCGAUGACGGGUUCUCUCUGGUGGAGAUGCCGAAAAGCGAGGAAGCUUCGGCAUCUUCGCCACCGAUGCCACCGAUGCCAGAGCCCGAGCCCGAGCUGGAAGCGGCGGAGGUUCCUGCUACUCCACUGGCCUCUGCGGAGAAGAGGGUGACUCCAGUUGCUCCAGUUACUCCAGUUACUCCGGAGGCCUCUCUGGAGAGCCAGAAGGAGAAGGCGGCGGUAUUCUUCCAGACGAUGGGUUUCACCAACAAGAAAGAGCUGAUAUACGAGCUCCUGGAGAAGAACAACAAUGACUUCCACCGUACGCUGGAUGAUCUCGUUGCUGCGGCCGAGUGGGAUCCCAUCUUGGAGGAGCUCCAAGAGAUGGGGUUCUAUGAUACGGAGAUGAACCGCAAGCUGAUGAUCAAGAACGGUGGGAGCGUGAAGCGCGUGGUGAAAGAACUUGUGCAGAUGUACAAGGAGCCAGCUCCAAAGCUGGCAGACAAGAAAGAUUAGGACGAUUCUCGUCGGAAAUGCCCCCAUAAAAAGGAAACUUCUAAAAAAAUCUCUGCAAUAAUUUUUGGAAAUGAUUUUUGAUUUGAAUAAACCGUGUGUGAAUAAA
Selaginella moellendorffii is the source of this 2167-nucleotide messenger RNA. RefSeq names its product protein NBR1 homolog. Gene Ontology annotation, molecular function: zinc ion binding; protein binding. The coding region runs from base 145 to 2061 and encodes 638 amino acids. The transcript has 9 exons. The record is from RefSeq and is a predicted model, not a curated record. Lineage: Eukaryota; Viridiplantae; Streptophyta; Lycopodiopsida; Selaginellales; Selaginellaceae.